This is a messenger RNA of Hydractinia symbiolongicarpus, 2005 nucleotides long. Its product is annotated as TNF receptor-associated factor 4-like. The transcript has 6 exons. NCBI's taxonomy places the organism in Eukaryota, Metazoa, Cnidaria, Hydrozoa, Anthoathecata, Hydractiniidae. The record is from RefSeq and is a predicted model, not a curated record. Bases 192 to 668 code for a protein of 158 amino acids.
UGUAAAAGGAUCUUUAAUUACAGAUUUUAUUUAAUAUUUUACAUGCCUUUCCAAUGAGUUCACGACGUCAGUUAACUAUAAACAGAAACAAGACGCUGCUUUUGUGAAAUUAUUCUGUCACAAGUAUAAAAAAAACUUGAUCCAUUUUCUAUUGCGGUUAAAGUUGGCGGUCUAAAAGGGAGAAUUUCAGUAUGCCUGGAGGGUUCAAUGUUGAAGUUGCUGAAGAUGUGAAACAAGAUCUGUAUUGUGUCAUCUGUCUGAACUUAAUGAAAAAUGUUAUGCAGCUACAAUGCGGUCAUGGAAUGUGCAAGAUCUGUUUAGAAGAUCUAGAGACAAGUAGCAGGGAAAGGGGUUUGGAUUUUGUUUGUCCAACAUGUCGAAAAUUAAUAAAUAACAACAAUGUGCACCCAGUCCCGAUAAUGGACACAUUCAUUUCAUCAGUGAAAGUUAAAUGUGAACAUUUAGAGAAAGGCUGCGAGUGGAUUGGUGAGCUCGGUAAUUUGGAGGUUGUGAUUUUAAGAAUUGUGACAGAACGUUUGAACGGCGCGAGCUCACAGACCACAUGGAGAAAUGUGCGUACAAGCCGGAAGCAUGCCAAUAUUGCAAAGGACUAUUCUUAUGCUCAGAAAUCCAGUUGCAUUAUCGCGUAUGUGGAAGAUACCCUGUAAAAUGUCCAAACAACUGCUCAAACGAUUUGAUGGAGAGACAAGUGGUAAGUUAUGAUGUUUUUUGUACUAUAUUAUAACUUUAUACCAAAUGUACCCGACAUCUUUAUAGGUAGGGGAUCACCGCAAUUUUUGCCAGGAAGAACCUACUGUAUGUGAAUUUUCUUCGUUUGGCUGUAAAGUUAUGGUAUGAUCUAGUUUCUUGUUUCAAACCAUUUACGUAUUGUAGCAGAUGGGUGUGGGUACCUAAUAAUAACUACGUCUUAUCCGCAUCUGAAACACACAACUGGUCCAAAGAGGUUUUAAAAAUAUAAUAUGUAGUAACAUUCAGCCACAUAUUUUAACUUUUUGUAGCUUCUAGUAAGGAAUAGUUCUUUUAUUUCUUGUGUGCUGUUCGCAUGUCUGCAAGAACAAGUGUAUGCUUAGUAGUAAAUACGUUUUAUAUUAACUACCUUCACUCUUUCCUGUCUUAAAUAUAAAUAAUUUGAGUCUCCCAGAAAAAGCUUGUCAGAGCAUUAUCGUGAUUCUUCACAUCAUCAUUUAUCCCUUACUUUGGGUGAAAUUACCGCGAUGAAAAAAGAAAUUGAAAAUAUGCAAUUCCAAGAAAAAAAGAAAACUGUCGAUGAAACAAAUUGGCACGCAGAGAAACUUGGUCUCAUGAUUAAAGAAUCAUCAAACUCGGGCAGAUACAGCGCAAUUGAACAGUGUUGCAAAGACAUUGUACACGAGUUCGAUAUCAAUUUUGGAUUUUUGACGAAGAACUUCCUUCUUUAAGAUCAAAGUUGGUUCAAGUGGAUACAAAAAUUGUUUUAGCAGAAAUUGAACGUAUUUUUAUAGACUGCGUGUCUGUUAUGAAGAAGGAAGUUUUCCUAACUGAUAUAAUGUGGAUAAAUGUUGAAGUUGAGGUGAGAAAAUCAUUAAAAAUUUUAAUUGCUGACGCAAAGGAAGAAUAUUUUGAAAGUAUUUUAUCUCCUAAAAAAAGAUUCGAAGCCUUAUUAAACAUAAUGCAAAUUAACACGCAGUACCAUCAAGCAGAAAGCUGUUUCUACAAAAUAGCAUUUAAACGUAAGAAGAUUGGGAGCGGCAUAAUUGUGGAUGACGAGUUUGUUACGUUUUCUAACGAUGGACCCAUUAUUUACUUGAAAGUGAAAAAGUGGGUGGAAGUUGCUGAAUGCCUUUAUUACAAAAAAAAUAUUGCAUACGCAUUAGAUAUCAAGGAUGACAAGAUAACAUAUGAUGUGUCGAAUGUUUUUGAUCGUGUUGAUUGUAAAGUACUUUUCAGAUUUUUGAACUUUUCUUAAUUUUUUAUCAAACGUAGUAAUAAUAAUAGUUUAGAGAAA